This is a messenger RNA of Triticum turgidum subsp. durum (durum wheat), 1731 nucleotides long. The record is from the annotation of a GenBank genome assembly. NCBI's taxonomy places the organism in Eukaryota, Viridiplantae, Streptophyta, Magnoliopsida, Poales, Poaceae.
AUGACGACGACCGCGGCGGGGUCGGAGUCGUCGUCCUCCUCCUCGACCCCGGCGGUGCUUCCGGUGGGGUUCCGGUUCCGUCCGACGGACGAGGAGCUGGUGCGGCACUACCUCAAGGCCAAGAUCGCGGGGCGGGCGCACCCGGACCUGCUGGCGAUCCCGGACGUGGACCUGGCGGCGGUGGAGCCCUGGGACCUCCCCGCCCGCUCCGUCAUCAAGUCGGACGACCCCGAGUGGUUCUUCUUCGCCCGCCGCGACCGCCCCAAGUACCCCGGCAAGUCCUCCCGCUCCUGCCGCUCCACCGCCGCCGGGUACUGGAAGGCCACCGGCAAGGACCGACUCAUCCGCGGACCCGGCCCGGGGGGCUGCAGGGGGAAGGGCGCCCUCAUCGGCGUGAAGAAGACCCUGGUGUUCCACCGCGGCCGCGCCCCACGCGGCGCACGCACCCCGUGGAUCAUGCACGAGUACACCGCCACCGACCCAAACCCCCAAUCCCAGUCCCAAUCCCAGUCCCAAUCCCAAUCCCAAUCUGCAGGCCCCCAAAAUGAUAGCUUUGUUCUGUACCGCCUGUUCAACAAGCAGGACGAAGAGGCCCCGGCGCCCAUUUCAGAACCCCCGUCCACGUCGCCUCCAGCCAAUCCGCUGCUACAGCAAGCCGACGACACGGCCAGCGCCUCCAUGGUGGAAGACAAGGCCUCGCCAUCUGAUUCGACCCAGCUGACUCCGACCAAUGUUACUAAUGAUCACUCCUCCACGGCCCAUGUUCUUGCAGCCACAGCCACCGGCGCCGCAGAGCAGUCAGCGGAUCAGGAUGCUUUUAUGGCUUCGUUGGAGCAGCUUCCAGACAUAGAGCUACAGGCCGAGCAUCAGAGAUACGAUGAAUUCCCUAUGUUCAAUUCCCCGAUGCGUCCUUACACGGAGUUCCCUUUCAUUGGCAACAUGGGUGAUGCGCAGCAUGACUUCUCCAUGUAUCAGGACGGUACCAUAAAUCUGGAUGACAUCCUGCUCACUCCAGCCUAUGACGAAACGGGCGCGUCCAAUCCUACAGGCUCAUGGACUCCUUAUCCUGAAGAUCUGUUGGACUCUAUGCUAGAAUCGGGCAGGAGCGACAUAAUAAAUUCAAUUGGCCAAGAUAUGGGCUCUAUGGGGGCAGCACCCUCGGCGCAGCAGCAGCCCACAGCUCCAGUAGAGUUGAUGGACCUGCAACAAGGGAUUGCGGCAAGGAGGAUCCGGCUUGCGUACGCUGUUGACAGGGCAUCGGCGUCUCAGCCUAUAUUAGCUUGUGACUCGGAAAGCGAAGAAGGUGAGGGCGAAUCAGCAGGCUGUAGCACAGAAAGUUCAUCCAGCAACCAUGAGGAGGAUGAUCAUGUCAAUGAUGCACUUUUCCAAACUAUGGCUGGAGAUCUGAUGCAUAACAUGGCUCCUGCUCAAGCGCUGCUGGUUUCUCCCGUGGAAGUUGCAGACAAGCUCCAGCAUCUAUCAUUCAGUGAUAACAGCAUAUUGGAACAAGAAGAAGAUGGCAAGCCGCGUCGUGGAGCCGGUCUGAAGCAGAGGGUGAAGCAGGACUCGGGUCAAAACGGGCACGACCAGGACGGACUCGUGCGCAACAGUGGCUGCGUGCCUGGCCCUGGAGAUUCAUCUUCAGAAACCGCCGUGCGGAGGUCCCUGUGGGUGGCGCUCCUGGUGAUGGCCCCUCUGCUUGUGCUUGUGUUGGUUGGUGUCUGGAGGUGA